AUGCCGGAAACGCUCAUUCUCUUUGAUAUACCCGAUCGGAACGGAACCUGCUGGUCUCUUAAUCCUUGGAAGACACGGCUGACCCUUAAUUACAAGGGCAUUGACUACAAGACGGAAUGGCUUGAAUAUCCCGAUAUUGAGGCCAGGCUCAAGCCUACCGGGUUGGAAGGCGACCCGGAUCAGGUCAAGCCGUACACUUGUCCCGCCGUACAAUUCCCAGAUGGCACGUACAUCAUGAACAGCGCCAAGAUCAUCCAGCGCAUUGAGGCCGACUACCCGGAGCCGCCUCUCUAUAUCGACUCAGAAGUACUUUCGCAAACGUACGGCCUACUUGGCAAGACAUUUGAGGCACUCGUUGCUGUUAUCCUGCCCGCCGUCCCUCGUGUCAUUCUGGGCGAGAAGAGCGCAGAAUACUUUCACAAGACUCGGGCGGAGAGGUUUGGGAUGUCACUGGAUGAACUUGAGAAGACCAAGGGUGGAGAAGAGGCUUGGGUCAACGCGAAGGAACCAUUGGAGGGUCUCGCGGCUCUCUUGAACAAGACAGAUGGUCCGUACUUCCUCGGAGACAAAGUCUCUUAUACAGACUUCGUGUUCGUUGGAUUCCUAUCCUGCGUCAAAAGAGCCGGUGAGGAUAAGUAUCAACGCCUCCUCCAGCAUUCUGAAUCGUUUGAUAAGAUUUAUAAAGCUUGCGAGAAGUGGUUGGAGCGCAAUGAUCAUUGA
This is a messenger RNA of Colletotrichum orchidophilum, 720 nucleotides long. RefSeq lists its product as uncharacterized. The record is from RefSeq and is a predicted model, not a curated record. The coding region runs from base 1 to 720 and encodes 239 amino acids. Lineage: Eukaryota; Fungi; Ascomycota; Sordariomycetes; Glomerellales; Glomerellaceae. The transcript has 3 exons.